AUGUCCGCUAAAGAUGACGAGCUGAAGCCCUUGGCUCAGCGUGUAUCUGUAUUGGGUGGCUUUAUCGCCGGUGGUAUUGCUGCUUGUGGUGCGGUGACGUUCACAAACCCAAUUGAACUUAUCAAGAUCAGAAUGCAGUUGGAGGGUGAACUUUCGGCGUCGGCGGGACCCAAGAUAUACAAAAAUCCAUUCCAGGCCGGUGCUCUCAUUCUCCGUACCGAGGGUAUUAGCGGCUUGCAGCAAGGGUUGUUGUGUGGGUACAUUUACCAAAUCGGGUUGAACGGUUGUAGAAUCGGACUUUAUGAGCCGAGCAGAUACCAUUUGACCAAAUGGCUUGCGCCCUCGCAGUUUAACGAAGAUGCCUCCAAGAUCCCACAAAACCUUAUGGUCAAUGUUCUCUCUGGUAUUGUUUCUGGAUCUGCCGGUGCUAUCAUUGCCAAUCCGUUGUUUCUCAUCAAGACAAGAAUGCAGUCAUUUAACAAGGCCAAGGCCAACACUGCUUCUUCUGUCGGUCAACAAACAUACUACAAAGGUGUGUUCGAUGGACUCCGCUCCAUCUACUCCACCAAGGGUAUCAAGGGAUUGUUCCAGGGUACCGACGCUGCCAUUUUGAGAACAGGUGCCGGUUCUGCUGCCCAGUUGCCCGUUUACAAUUUGACCAAAAACUAUUUAUUGGACCAUAAUCUCAUGAAGGACGGCACCAUCGGGUUGCACUUUGUUUCCUCCUCGAUGGCUGGUUUGGGUGUAGCCAUUGUUAUGAACCCCUGGGAUGUGGUCUUGACCAGAUUGUACAAUCAAAAGGGAGAUUUGUACAAGGGUCCUGUCGACUGUUUUGCCAAGACGAUCCGUGCUGAGGGUCCAAUGGCACUCUAUAAGGGUUUCUGGGCCCAAUUGUUCAGAAUUGGUCCCCACUCUAUCUUGACCUUGAUGUUCAUGGAGCAGUCCAUGAAGCUCGUGUAUCUGGUCGAGAAAAAAGUGAGAUUUUAA
Australozyma saopauloensis is the source of this 987-nucleotide messenger RNA. It is a transcript of the gene OAC1, whose product is annotated as Oac1p. The transcript has a single exon. Gene Ontology annotation, biological process: transmembrane transport. The record is from RefSeq and is a predicted model, not a curated record. Bases 1 to 987 code for a protein of 328 amino acids. NCBI's taxonomy places the organism in Eukaryota, Fungi, Ascomycota, Pichiomycetes, Serinales, Metschnikowiaceae.